Messenger RNA from Chaetomium strumarium, 1653 nucleotides. RefSeq lists its product as uncharacterized. The transcript has 4 exons. Lineage: Eukaryota; Fungi; Ascomycota; Sordariomycetes; Sordariales; Chaetomiaceae. The record is from RefSeq and is a predicted model, not a curated record. Gene Ontology annotation, biological process: carbohydrate metabolic process. Bases 1 to 1653 code for a protein of 550 amino acids.
AUGGCUCGCCUUUCGUGGUGCUCGCUUGCUGUGUGCCUCCUGGUGCCGGCGGCAUCACUGGCUUCGAAUGGCGACCAGGAACGCUUAGCUGGCAAGUUCGACAAGGCGGCCUGUCCGGAUUACGCCCUUUAUGCCUCCUUCCCGCACCCGCCUCUGAGCAAGGGACCACUCCAGCUCCCUUUCCAGCGGCCAGAUCCUCGCUGCAGGACCUUCCAUUCAGAUGCGAUAGAGGGAGUCAUCCGCGACAUAACCUCGCGGAUGAAGGACGCCGACCUCGCCCGGCUUUUCGAGAAUGCCUACCCCUCUACCACGGACACAACGGUAAAGUUCCACACGGACGGAAACGAGGAGAAGAUAAAGAAGAAGCUGCGCAGGAGGAAGGAAGAGGAUGCUUGGCUUGACGAGGGCGAGUGGGAAGGCCCGCAGUCUUUUAUCAUUACGGGCGACAUCCUAGCCGAAUGGCUGCGGGACAGCACAAACCAACUGAAGCCUUACCAGUCGCUGGCGACCAAGGAUCCGGCCAUCUUCACUCUGAUACUGGGUGCCAUCAACACGCAGAGCGAAUAUGUGAUCCAGGCCCCUUACUGCAAUGCCUUUCAGCCGCCCCCCAUUUCGGGACUGCCCGUGAGCUUCAACGGGCAGGACGACGCCGUGCACCCCAUCUAUGAGCCGAGCGCAGUCUUUGAGUGCAAGUACGAACUCGACUCGCUGGCGCACUUCCUCGCGCUGGCCAACGAAUUCCACCACCACACAGGCAGCACGGACUUUAUGAACCAGCGCUGGUACAAGGCUGUCGCCAUGGUCCUCCACGUCCUCGACGCCCAGAGCAAGGGCACCUUCGACUCCGAGACGGGUUCGUUCCAGCCAAACGUCUACACUUUCCAGCGUCACACAACCACGGGCACCGAGACGCUCAACCUCAAUGGCAUCGGCAACCCGCUGAACAAUGGCACCGGCCUCAUCCGGUCCGCCUUCCGUCCCAGCGAUGACGCGACCAUCUUUGGCUUCUUCAUUCCCGCCAACGCGCAAAUGGCCGUGGAGCUGAAGCGCACCGCUCAGAUCCUGCUGUCAACGGGCAAGCAUGCAGACUCGAAGCUCGGCCAGACGCUUCAGGACUGGAGCAAGCGGAUCUCAGAGGGGAUAUGGGAGCAUGGUGUAGUGAACCACAAGAAAUACGGUCAGGUCUUUGCCUAUGAGGUGGAUGGAUACGGAAGCGCGGUGCUCAUGGACGAUGCCAACUACCCGAGCCUGUUGGCGCUGCCGCUUAUGGGAUUCGUUGAAAAGGAGGAUGCGACAUACCGAAAUACGAGGCGCAUGUUGCUGGAGAAGGAGGGGAAUCCGUAUUACUUGGCGGGGAAGGAUUUCAAGGGUAUCGGAGGACCGCAUAUUGGCCUACAGAAUGCGUGGCCCAUGAGUCUGCUCGUCCAGGCGCAGACAUCGGACGAUGACCAGGAGAUCGUGGAGUGCCUGCAGCUGGUGCUCGAAUCGAGCAAGCUUGGAUUGAUACAUGAGAGUAUCAACGUGGAUUAUUCACGCUCGUAUACUCGGAGUUGGUUCGCGUGGGCGAACGGGGUUUUUGCCGAGACAAUAUUGAACCUGGCGAAGCGGAAACCUCAUCUGAUAUUCAAGGACUCGAUGCCGUACGAGUUGUAG